This is a messenger RNA of Catharus ustulatus (Swainson's thrush), 663 nucleotides long. It is a transcript of the gene CD8B, whose product is annotated as CD8b molecule. NCBI's taxonomy places the organism in Eukaryota, Metazoa, Chordata, Aves, Passeriformes, Turdidae. Gene Ontology annotation, cellular component: cell surface. Gene Ontology annotation, molecular function: MHC class I protein binding; coreceptor activity. Gene Ontology annotation, biological process: regulation of immune response. The record is from RefSeq and is a predicted model, not a curated record. The transcript is spliced from 5 exons. Bases 43 to 663 code for a protein of 206 amino acids.
GGGGAACUGGCACAAAACCCCUCCGUCACCAAGUCCGCCACCAUGGCCCGGCUGUGGCUCCAUCUCUGCGUCUGCCUCCAGAUCCCAGGUUUGUAUACAGCUCGACUUUUAACCCAAACUCCAGAGCAUGUUCUAACCCUAACUAACAAUAAAACUGAAAUCCUGUGUGAGCUGAAGGAGAGUACUGGGGUGUACUGGUACCGCUGGAGCCAGGAGAGGCAACAUUUCGAGUUCUUGGUGUUUUCCAACAUACUUGGCAAAACCACUUAUGGCACAAAUGUGAACCAGGACAAGUUUAGUGUCCGUGAGGCGAGGUCCCACAGCUCCUACAGCCUGCACAUCAGCCACCUGCAGCCCUCAGACAGCGGCACCUACUACUGCUCCAUCUCCCAGUCCUCCCAGCUCCUCCUGGGCACUGGGACACAGCUCAGAGUGGUUGAUGUUUUGCCUCUGCCUCCAAAGACCACACAGACACCGCAGUCCAAAAAGCCUGUGUUGUGGAUAACCAAAAGUAAAACUUCCAGAAGGGAAGGUCCCUGCAGCCCCCUGGUCUGGGUGCCCCUGGCCGCUGGUGUCCUGCUCCUCCUGCUGGGGCUGGUCCCCACUGCCCACCGCCUGUACCGUCUGCGGCGGAGGCUGCGGCUUCGCAUCCACGGGCAGUAA